Messenger RNA from Gryllus bimaculatus (two-spotted cricket), 2656 nucleotides. The record is from the annotation of a GenBank genome assembly. Lineage: Eukaryota; Metazoa; Arthropoda; Insecta; Orthoptera; Gryllidae.
AAAAAAUGAACAACACUAAUUACAAAAGACCCAAACAAUUGCAGACUCGAUUUUGGAAUUACUCAUUUUGAUACGUAUUUUUAUAUAGGUACUGGUUGCGCGAAGGGCUCUCUCCAUCUUGAGCAACCUGUUCUAAUACUAUACACCGAAUACAUAUGGCCUCCCCCAAAACAUUCAUGCUUAUAUGUACGGCUACAGAGAAAAUAUAUGGAUUAAUACAUACCCACAGCCGAAAUUCACGUCAAAGUUGGUAAUUUUUCAAUGACAAAUCAAUAACUGUACCCACAAAACUACUACGCAUAAACUAGACUCCAUCUUCACUGUUCGUUCUCCAUAUUUUGACAGUGAAAUGUCCAGUGCAGACAACUGCGAAAAUUCCAUGAAUUGACGGAGGUUGAUCUGAUCACUUUGCGCCUUGCAUAGACAUUGAAUGUGGAUAUUUAUUUCCCUCUUGUUCGAUUAAGUAACUUGAGAAGUGCAAUAAUUCAGUCAAUUAUUAUUAUUAGAUUGAAUGCAGUUGGUACACAUGAUGUCCACCGACGCAUGCGUCAUAUGUUCGCGUUGCGUUGCAUUUCGAUUCUCCUUCGUGUGCUAGUGAUCUGUAUUGUGGUUAUUUUAUUCAGAAAGUAAGCCAAGAUGACGGCUCACGAUCAGAUUAGAGCAAUGCUAGACCAACUAAUGGGGACAGGGCGAAAUGGGGAAAAUAACCGCUUUCAAGUGAAGUUCUCAGAUCCAAAAGUGUGCAAGAGUUUUCUGCUGAGUUGCUGCCCUCAUGAAAUAUUAUCUUCUACACGUAUGGAUCUUGGAGAAUGUCCCAAAAUUCAUGAUCUAGCCCUGCGUGCUGACUUUGAGAAAGCUAGCCAGCACAAGGAUUAUUACUAUGAUAUUGAUGCAAUGGAGCACCUGCAGGCAUUCAUUGCCGACUGUGAUCGCCGAACUGAGCUUGCAAAGCAGCGCUUGGCCGAGACUCAAGAGGAACUUUCAGCUGAAGUGGCAGCCAAGGCCAACAAAGUGCACGAGUUGGCUGAGCAAAUUGGCAAGAAGCUUGCACGUGCUGAAGUUCUGGGAGCUGAGGGACUCGUGGAAGAGAGUAUGAAACUAAUGGAAGAGAUCGAGGACUUGCGCAAGAAGAAGACAGCAGCGGAAGGCGAGUACCGCAACUCAAUGCCUGCCAGCAGCUACCAACAGCAGAAGCUACGGGUGUGUGAGGUGUGUUCAGCAUACCUGGGUAUUCACGACAACGAUCGCCGUCUCGCUGAUCAUUUUGGGGGCAAGCUGCAUUUGGGUUUCAUUAAAAUCCGAGAAAAGCUGGCAGAGCUGGAGCGCGGCGAGCGGGGCGACCGGGGCGAGCGCGGCGGCGACCGCGGGCGGCGGCGCACACGGUCGCGCAGCCGCGAUCGCGGCCGCAGCCGCAGCGACAAGCGCAGCUCGCGCACCCGCUCGCGCAGCAAGUCGCGCAGCGCGCGCUCGCGGCGAUCGCGCAGCAGGAGCCGCGGCCGCCGCAGCCACUCGCACUCGCACCGCUCGCGCUCCGGGGACGCGCGCAAGGAGCGAUCGCGCUCCAAGGACCGCUCCGAGCGCCGCAAGGAUGGCGAGAGAAGACGAGGUGAUACAGAACUAGAGGACAACCGUGCUAAACAUGAACAUGCCGACGAUAAGAACUAAAGCUGCAUGAGCAGGAUUCAGCUGGCAUCGUGCUUUGCGAAGAGCAUUCUGUUUUGUUUCUGCACUAGUCUUUGGUCACAUUGCCUUGGGGUGAGAAUGUAACAAGGUGCAGCCAGUGGAAACAAAGACCAUUUCUGGUUAUUUUGUUUUGUGACCUGGCAGUUGAAAUUGAUAUUUUGCCAAACAUUCCCAUUUGAAAUUAAAAAAGCCCUCUGAUCUGAGGAUAAGUGGGUAUCUUGCUUACAGCAGAUCUUCAGGUUAUCUGUGAUAAGUGAACUUCUAUUUCACCCUGUGGCCUUGCUAAGUUUGUGGCCAGGACUUGUGUGAUUUACUUGUUAACACUGUUACAUGUCUGUAUAUAUAGCUAUUUUUCAUUAUUUGUAAGAUUAAACGUUAUUUGUAAAAUAAUUUUUAAAACCAUUAUGAUUUAUUGGAAUGUGAGAUGGUAAAAGUGUUUCUCGGCAUGUUGUAUUUGGAGCCACAUUUGGAAGUUCACUUCUUAAUUAUUUGAUGUGCUGAUUUGCUGUGAGAACAGUGAAAUUAACUUGUGGUUUUGUGGCAAAUAAGUGAUGUAAAUGAAUAAGUGACAGACAUUUUUCAGUGGGAUUCUCUUUUCCAUGUGGCGUGGUGUUUUGUAUUAUAUAUUCUGAAGAGAACUGAAGUAGAAACCUGUAGAUGGCCUUGUUUUUCAGACCUGUGAUUUAAGUUGUCUUACUGCACCUAGCUUGAGUGCAGAUAUGCACUCUCACCCCAAAAGUUGAGUUCCAGGUCAGAAUUUGUAAUAAUUUAAUGGAAUAAAGAUAUUUACUCUUCAUUUGUGAGGUUACUAAUAGUAUUGUAUUUAAUAUCCCUACUUAUUAUAUGGAAGAUGUGAUUUUCAAUCUGAGAACAAAUGAAUUUGCAGAAGAAUUACUGUUAAAAUUUGAAAUGAAGUAAAAACCAACUGUAAUCAGUUGGGUUUUUGUUUUCUAUAUAUUAAUUUCGUAUUGUC